This is a messenger RNA of Cuscuta campestris, 1153 nucleotides long. NCBI's taxonomy places the organism in Eukaryota, Viridiplantae, Streptophyta, Magnoliopsida, Solanales, Convolvulaceae. The record is from the annotation of a GenBank genome assembly.
UCCUAAUAAAUUGAAUUAAAAAUAAAUCCGAUAAAGCGUAAUCAGAAAAUAGUUUCACAAGAAAAGGAGUAUUACGUAUAAUCGUACUUCACUAUCGUGUUGUCACACCCAAUUACGACAUUUCCUUUUUAGUCGGAGUUAUAAGUACAAUCUUCAAUUCUCUUCAUCCCAAAUAGAAUAUGGUACGGAGUAAUAUUUACUCCCUCCGUUCCACAAAACAUUUCCUGUUUCGUUUUUUUGUUUUCCACAAAACACUUCCAUUCUACACUUUUUUCCCAAAAUACCCCCAGCCCUAAAAGACUACCCAUCCCACCCAUACCCAGCCCUUUACUGACACACGUCGUCUCUCUCUCUUCCCUGAACCCUAUCCUCACCUACGCCAUCUAUGCCGAUCAAAUUUUCCAUGGCCUCAUCCCCUCCUUCUCCAGAUCUGGACUGGGAUAUGCCUUCCUUUCGCCUUCUAAGUGAAAGCGAUGAAGAGGUGCGUCAUCCUAAGUGCAAGAGGGAGGUAUGUUUUCUAGACUACAACCUUGAUGCAUCUGAUUCUUCAGACACCGAUCCGUCCUGGAACUACCGGAAGAAAUACCUUGGGGGUGACCAUCUUCCGGACGGCGUUGAGUGGAAUUCAGAUUUGGAAGAAGAGGAAUCAGGGGAUUCAAAGGCAACCCAACCAUGGUAUGAGUCCCUAGACAUGACUGGCCCUUUAUAUGCGUAUGAUUGAACUUCAAACUGAAUUUCUGAGGCAACCCAACCAUGGUACGAGUCCCUAGACAUGACUGGCCCUUUAUAUGCCUAUGAUUGAACUUCAAACUAAAUUUCUGAGGACUGUUAAAAGUUGCCGCAAAGGGUACCUCGACCAGUGGUGGCAAGACAGCAUCUUCAAAAUCAGUUUGCGUGUGUGUGGAAAAGGAGGAGGCAGGCAUAAAUGCCAAAGGAAGAAAGUGAACUUAAUGCUAACUUAUUAUGGAGGAAGAGUGAGAAGGUUUAAUCCAAGGAAGAUGGUGUUGUUGCUGUAUUUAUUGAACUAAAUUUAGAAGUUCUUUGGAGGAAAUUUUAAAAAUUUCCCAAAAAAACAAGUCUGUAACCUCCCCCUCCCAAAAGGAUGCCAGCCGUGCAGUGGGAUGUAUGUGAGCAUUAAAUGCUUUAACUAUUU